Cyprinus carpio (common carp) is the source of this 2390-nucleotide messenger RNA. RefSeq lists its product as uncharacterized. The record is from RefSeq and is a predicted model, not a curated record. Gene Ontology annotation, cellular component: mitochondrion. Gene Ontology annotation, biological process: regulation of autophagy. NCBI's taxonomy places the organism in Eukaryota, Metazoa, Chordata, Actinopteri, Cypriniformes, Cyprinidae.
ACACCCUUCCUGCUCAGACAAACACUUUCAAGAGUGAACAUGAUGUUUGUGGCUUAAACAGGACAGUCUUGUGAAGUCUAUGUUGACGGCAUCAUCCGAUAACAGCAACAGCUCACUCAACGACUGUGGAAUAUCCAUAACAACAGUCUACAAUAACAGCAGCAGUUGGAGGUUUUGAGCUGAGGCAGGGAGCGGAGGCAGCAGCAGGGAAGAGGAGACGAGACAAGAGGAGUGGAGGAAGAAGAGACCCACAGCAACUCCAGGCAGCCGGAGAGACCCCGCUCAGUCAUGCGUCCCAGGUCCAGAUUACUGGCUAAACGCGGCCUUCCCACCAUCAGGGAGGGCUAUGAGGAGCUGGUGCAGGACCUGAACCAGACCAACAGCCAGCACACCACCACACAGGACUACUUCCUCUCCAUCUGCCAUCUGGCCCGGCCCACCUUCCCUCUGCAUGAGCCCGACUGUGACAUCCUUUCCAUCAGCCCUUUGGAUUCCCCAAAGCCCUGCCUAAGACUGCACCGCCUGCAUCAACAUCUGCAACCUUCACUGCCCCACACCUCCACAAGCAGCGACCAGACAGUUGAACAAGCCUAUAAAGAGAAAGAUAACGUCAGAUCUGCUCUGUCAGAACCUCUGCAGGCCCACGCCGCCCCAGAGGAGGACAACGGAUGCAGAGGUGACACCCCAGGCCCUGCAGAUCCGCUGGAGUACCUCUACAGCCACAGAGGUGCUCUAGCGCUCUCCACCAGAAGGGGCAGCAUUCCUCCACGCCGGCCACGCAGCGACACCUUCCCAUGCGGUUCCUCUGUGCCUGACGCCCAGCGGAAACGCAGCUGCCCAGAGCUUUGCCUGCCCGAGAUGGUCCCAGCGGCGACGGUCCUGCAGCGGUCGCCACUCAGCAGGAAGAAGCUUGAUGAAGCCAGUUUGGCCUCACGUAGUGGCAUUCCCAACAAGCUUGACAGCGCCCCUGCUGGUUGGAGGGGAAAGAGCAGUCGUUGCAGUGACAAACAGACCAUAGUGUCCCACUGGAUCUCAGAGUGCCGCAGCGCAUGGAAGGAAGCCCGCAUUCGCGCAUGCAUGCUGCCCGCCAUUGCCGAGAAGUAAUGUACGCCUGCAAAAAUCUCUUUCCGGUGAGGUUGAAUAUCACACAGAGUAACGUGGAUUAUUGUGGAAUUAUUACUUUGCACUUCAGGUUUAUAUGCAUAUACAUUUUUGAUGUAUUUUUAAACUUGUGACCCUAUAGAUGGUGCCGUGUUGAUAGCACACCAUAGUGUAGAGUUACAAUGAAUGUCAAUGAUGACUGAGUCAGUCCAGUAAUGUCCAGUCGUGAUCAAUAAAUGCAUUGAUUGUUGGAUGCCUUUAACAUUGUUUGGUGAGAUUUAAAAAAUAAAAAAAAGCAUAAUCAAAAUUGCAGUUCUAAUAUAUGAAACCCAAUGUAGUUUAAAGAUUACAGCAAUCCAUAAUAUUCGCAGAUAAGAAUCUCACUGUGUCCACAACUAUAUUUGGCUGGGCAAAUUUAGUUUUAGCAAAUUUGCAUAUUAGGCAGCUACUGUGAUGCAGAAUGAAUAUGCCAUGCUUCCUUGAAAUGUCAUCAAACAUUUGAUGACAUUUCCAAGAUUUUUUUAGGAAACAGGUUCAGCAAACACUGGGAUUAUGACUAGGAUUAGGACCUAUUUCCACCAUGGAUAUGUUCAGAGAUGUUAUAUCCAAUUUUUUUUCUAUAUAACGUCUUGAGUAAGUGCUUUUUUGUUCACUGGUAUUUCGCAACAAAAUGACUAAGCUGUAAUAAUUCACUGCCACCUUCUGACAACAAAGACAAAAUGAGUCAUGUUGAAAAUGGCUAUCAUGUUUGUUUUCAGGCCCUUGUGUUGCAGUUUUAAAAAAUGGAGCAUGGUGUAGCAGCUUGCAAGCACAAAUAUCAGCUUUAGAGUGAACUAGAUAGUCCAGUUGGAGGAUAAAUGAUUAAAUAUCCUGGGUAGGAAUCACCUUUGUUAAACAACAGAACAUACAAUGAAAAAUCUGACCUACAUCAUUUCGAUAUUCAGAACUACGGCAAAAGGCCAAUGUAGAACUGCACUGUUAUCAUGUUAAGACUGUUUGUACACACCCAGAAAAUCCUGUUUUCUUUGCUUUGAUUUGGUGUUUCAGUAUUCUGAGAUUGUCUUACUAUUAAAAGAUUAAUUAGUACGGUUGCAUGUGAAUUUGUAAAUUAUUUUGUAUUCAUGCAUAUGAAAUUUCUUUAAAUUAUUGUUAUGGAUGUAAUGAUUUGAGAGAAACUGUAUAUUACACCAUAUGAGAAAAGGAAAAAUCCGUUGUUUGUAAAUUUUCAGCAACCUUGUACUUUUUUUUUUCUUUUCACUUUUUUAAAUUAAUAAAAUGUCUGUGUUUUA